GUGAAGAGGACGUGUCGGUUCUUCCCCAGCCUUUCAAUUCUUGCUCCAACAUGGUGUUUCCCGCCUCAGAAAGUCAGGCCUGUUAUUCCCCGGCUGCUCUUGAAGACUUGCAUCCUUUGACUUCCUUCCUCCGGACCACAGUGAGGUCCAGAGGACGUCACACUGGGACGUUCGAGCUCCCUGCGACACAGCCAGUUGGAGACAGCCCUCGGUGGGGACAGUUGGAAGGUGUUCUCGCUCCCGCGGAGCCGGUGUGCAGGAGGAAACGCGGAUUCCUUAGCCUGGGUCAGAGAAGCUCUAUGGAUCAUGGAAGAUGAAACAAAGAAUAUAAAAAGGGGAAAUGAGUCUACACACAUACUCUCUGAAGAUAUUUAUAGCACACAAGACAGUUUAAUAGGUGAUGUCAACCUUGGGAAUUACUCAGAGAGCAUACAGAAUCAACCAGCUAACACUAGGGUUUCUUCCUCGAGACAAUUUGAACCCAUUUGCAAAUUUCACUGGAUAGAGGCAUUUAAUGAUGAGAUGACAUUUCAAGACCUGGGGGAGGAUUUUUCUUACUCGGAGAAGCCAGAGUUGCAAAGCCAGGAAUAUAAUGAUACAGCAGGUGCCAGUGAGAAGCUAGAUGCAUAUAAGGGAGAAAGUCCAAUGGAAGAUAGCAUUUCCGAAAAUAAAUACCAACUUGUUGAUGAGCACGUCAGGAAAUCUCCUCGAAGUCUUUCUCUGAAUUACUACAGAGGAGAGACGCAGCCAUGUGUGGAAAAGCCACUGGCUAGAAGCGCUGUUGUAGAUGUCGCCCUCAACAUCAGUCAGCCUCAAAGCUUUCUGUGUAAGAAAAAUGUCUGCGGAAGUGGUGAAGAUGCAUUUGAUAGUGAGAAUUGCUUAGACCUGCUUGACUUCAGAACUAACUAUGAAACAGAGGAGCCUGAAGUUUCUUCAAAAGAAAUGGAGAAUUCUGGGGAAAUUUCUGAGAUGUCAGUUAGUCACCAGGAGGAAGUCACAGAAGACUGUGUAGACAGCCUAGCCAUUACCUCAUCUUGGUCUCCAGCCGGCAUCUUCAAGAGCAGAUCUCAGGACAAGUGCAUGAUACCUGAUAGGGAGCUAAGCUUUGAAAACUUGGAGCCUCUGGAAGAGGACAUGGCUUUAAAUGAAGCCUUGCAGAGAUUGAAACAGACUAACAAAAAACAGGAGAAGCAGAUCCAAGACCUCCACGGUAGGAACCUGCACUUGGAAAACAGGCUUAAAGAACUACAGAUGAAGGUCACCAAACAGCAGGUGUUGGUUGACAUCAUAAACAAACUAAAGGAGAACAUGGAGGCCUUAAUCGAUGACAAAUACAACGUCCUCCUAGAGAAGAAUGAUAUCAACAAGAAAUUUCAGGAUCUGCAGGAGGUUUCGGCUUCCACCAAAAAGCACCUUCAGGAGUCCAAGAAAGACAAGGAGACCUUGCAGCUCCAGGUUAAAAAGAUCAAGGUCCAUUACGUCCGUUUACAGGAAAAGUACAUGGCCGAGAUACAGCAGAGAAACAGAUCGGUCAGCCAGUGCCUGGAGAUAGAGAGGACCUUAAGCCAGAAAGACGAAGAGCUACAGAGACUGCAACAGCAGAGAGGCGAGCUGGAGAUGGCCACCAGUUCCGCGCUGGGCUUGUUGAACAGGGAGAAGGAGAUCCGGGAACAAGAGUUCUUGGCCUUUCAGGAGGAAUUCCAGAGGCGGGAAAAGGAGAAUCUGAAAGAAAAACGGAAAUUGAAAUCGAGAGUUGAGAAGCUGGUUGCGGAAGUGAAAAGUUUGCUCUUCACCUGUGAGAGCGAGAGAGCUAAAAGUUGGAAGCUCCAGCAGCAGGUGGACGAGCUGAAGCAGGAAAACGAAGAGCUCCAGCAGCAGGCUGCAAAGGGGGAGGCACAGGCUUGCACCCCUAAGUUUGAAAUAAUCCAGUCCAGGGAGCAGCUGGAGGAAGUGAUGGAGGCAGUCGGCACCCAGGGUACAAAGUGGCUCCAUUCUAAUUUGUUCGUGGAUUGCUCGCCUUGUAAAGAAACCCUGGAACUCCCACCUAUGACGAGGACUUUCCCACUGGCCUCUAGAAUCCACAGUCUUUUGGCCCUGAUAAUAGGACUUCUCACAUGUCAGGAUACCGUCAUUCCUGAUGCUGGACAUUGCCAAGAAAGCAAGAAAGCUAAUGACGUAAUGCUGCAAAAACUGAAGAGCUUUCACCUUAGAAAGAAAGAUUUAGAGAAAGAGUUGUUGAAACAUAAAAACAGAAUUGCAACUCUUAAAGAGUUAAUUGCUCAUGAAAAAGCACUUCCAGAUCACACUGCUGAGGUCACAGAGUUUGAUUCGGAAGAAGCCAAGAAUGCCCAAGAUGCACCUGUGUUACUGGCAGUCAAACUGGAUAAAUACCACAAUCUAAAUGAGGAGCUUGAUUUCUUGAUCACAAAGCUGGGGGGCCUUCUAGAGAGCAAAGAAGACCACUGCAGCAGACUGAUCGAGGAGAAUAACAAAUACCGGAGACAUGUAGGCAGCUUAAUAAAUAAGGUAACGUCAUAUGAAGAAAUUAUCAAAUGUGCUGAUCAAAGACUUGAGAUAUCCCAUUCUCAGAUUGCACAUUUGGAAGAGAGAAAUAGACAUUUGGAAGAUUUAAUUAGAAUGCCCAAAGAGAAAGCCAGAAGGUCAAGACCAAGAUUAGAAAAUCAUCCAAAGUCCAUGACCUUAAUAGGUCAUCUUGAUGGACACUGUAAAGAAUGUUCUAUUUCCAUGUGAACUGACUGUAAUACAUGAUUAAAUACUCAUUCCUGAAGUUAA
Messenger RNA from Onychomys torridus (southern grasshopper mouse), 2793 nucleotides. It is a transcript of the gene Cage1, whose product is annotated as cancer antigen 1. The record is from RefSeq and is a predicted model, not a curated record. NCBI's taxonomy places the organism in Eukaryota, Metazoa, Chordata, Mammalia, Rodentia, Cricetidae. The coding region runs from base 307 to 2751 and encodes 814 amino acids. The transcript has 12 exons.